CGCGCUCACGCCUACCACUAGGUCGCCAUUGCAGUUAUGGAGCGGUACCUAGAGUGUGAAUAGAUGGCACAUACCCUUGGUUGCCUCAGCCUUCGACUGGACAUGGUACUUUCGCUACCACGAAAUUUGUGCGGAGCCACAUGGACUCGCACACACCUGAAAGAAUCUCAGUGUCUCAUGUAGCUUCACACCUACAUUCACCUCACGCCUCCCUCAGCAAUCAUGUCUGAGCUCGAAUCCUCCGUUUCGUGGGCUGAGAGAUGUUACAAGAUCAAUGCGAAGAGAAGCCCACUAUACGCCCUUCCCUACGAGGUCCUAGCCCAUAUACGGGGGUACUUGGAUCACACCGAGAAGAUUUGCUUCGUACUGUCAGGUGCAAAGUUAAUCGAAACUUUCCCAUUCAUCACUGUUCAAGAAGAUAAAGUCGGCGAUAUCAGGAUCGGCGUCUAUGUUCGGCUCCUGAGAGACGAUUUCUACAAAGAAGCUCACAAAGAAUCUGGAACCUGGUGCGUCUAUUGUGCAGAUGUCCACGAAGAUCCGCGCUUCGUCGGGAAGAUGCUCUGUUACCUACCACGGGAUCGGAGGUGUUCCCCUACACUCAAGCUCUGCUCACACUGGUCUUAUUCUCUGGAAUCUCCGAAGGCUAAUGUAGCAAGAGCUGCGUCUUUCAGAGGUAGACAAGCGAUGCACCUUGGUCUCAGGUACUAUACUUGUGAAACAGGUUUGGAGGAAAGCCGCAUAUACUCGAACGGUCGUCGCGUUACAUACGAUCGGAUCAGUGGAGACUACAUCCUGAGAAGUCUCAUAGUCAUCGACUUUGCGAAAGUAGAAGCCUCGGACUUAUAUACAAAAGCUCGUGCAGACCUACAAGCCCUCGAUUUCACAGCAUGUCUACAUAUGCGAACCUCAGAGGAAAGCACCAUAAAAUCGUCUUGUCGAUGCAGAGACCGGAGCCUUCAAAGCAGAAAAGCUGCAUGAAGUCUACCGCGUACAUUGCGAGCACUGUAAGACGAUGGCACGAACUAAAGCCGUCAGCAUCCGGGGCACUACAGGUUUCUACCGACCAGACAAGAGCUCAGGACUGAGGAUAGAUAUUCUACGCAACUUAAGCAAAUUGACAAACGAAGACAAUCCGAUAUGGAGAGCGCAUCUCCAAGAGCGGCAAUUGAAAGUCACGAAGGACCAAGGCGAUCUGAUUCGGCUUGAACUGGGCUGGAUACUACAAUGAGAGAGAGAGAGU
Molecule: messenger RNA, 1240 nt
Organism: Alternaria rosae
Lineage: Eukaryota; Fungi; Ascomycota; Dothideomycetes; Pleosporales; Pleosporaceae
Exons: 1
Coding region: 223-978 (251 amino acids)
Source: RefSeq, a predicted model, not a curated record